Messenger RNA from Mesorhabditis belari, 1446 nucleotides. NCBI's taxonomy places the organism in Eukaryota, Metazoa, Nematoda, Chromadorea, Rhabditida, Rhabditidae. The record is from the annotation of a GenBank genome assembly.
AUGGGCGAACAAAACGAGGCCAUCGCGCUCUACCUCGAGGCACUCAACAAAUACAACGAAGGAAAUUGCGAGGAGACACUCAACUUUCUUCACGAAGCAACCGAAGCCGCCCGCGGGACCAAUGACUUUGAUCUGCUCCAAAAGAUUUACAAUCUGACCGCGGCUACAUACGAGAGUAAAACAAGAUGCUUUGCUGGCCGAGCCGAAGAAAUACAAAUGCUAGAAAAAGCCAUAGAAGCCCUUCAACGAGAGAAGCACUUGCAUCGCGCUAAGAAGGAUGAAGAAGCCGAGAUUGUGACCAUCUUUGACCUAUGUCGUCUCAUCGAACGAAUCAAGCCAAACUCUGAGGAGCUAGAAGAACUUUACCAAGAAGCUACAAAACUUGCACAGAAGUCGAACAACCAGAGUCUACUGUGCAAGAGCUGGAGACGAUUGGGAGAAUACUACAUGCUUCGCGGGCGUCAUCUCCGCUUGCAACUUGCAACGCUUAAAGACACGGUAGAAAAAAUGUUGCUUAUCAACAGCUCGUUUUCCGAAGCCGUCACCAGCUAUCAAAAUGCCUCUGACAUCGCUCGUGCCAAUUUGUUCAACGAUGAGAUUGGCUUUCUGACCGGCGACUUGGCAAAUGCUUACUACGAACAAGGAAUCUACAACAAAGCCAAUGAACUUUACAUGAAGAGGUUUCGAAUUGCCGAAGGAGAGAAAGAUCGAUGCGCGAUGAGAAGAACUUAUUCUGCCUUGGGAAACCUCAAUCGAAAAAUCGGAAGAAACGAUGAAGCCACCAAGUAUUAUCGAUUGGCUCUGGCGAUUGCUUGUGAAUUAGAUGAUCGAAGAUCCAUGGCCAUGCAGUACAUCUCACUUGGCGAAUUGAAGGUCGAAGAAGUUGAUUGGGAAGAUGCAACCAUGUACGCACUGAAGGCAAUCGACGUUUCACGACAAGCGAACGAUCUAGGGGCUGAAGCACAGGCGUAUCGGCUUAUGGCAGAAAUGUACUCAACCCAGUUAAGCUACUCUAAAGCGGCUUAUUGUUUAGCUGUUCUUCGGCACUUAUCCAAAAAACUUGAUCGCCAAGAGCAAGUCAACUAUGCACACGAGCAACUCUGUCGACUAAAGAAGAACCAGCUUGAAGAAGUGGAUGGGAGAUUGGUCUUGGACUCCUCAGAUGAUUCGCGCCCCUAUCGAAUAGGCUUGACCACGUCCCUUACAUCUUUAAAUGAUUCGUUUUCGCUUUCGCCCGAAGCUGUCCAAUCACUUGGCAUGCUCACUCCUUCGUCCAGUCAAUCUUUUCAAAGAGAUGCUCAGCAUGACGACUACCUCGACAACAAACUCGACCAAGUUGCCAGCUGGAAGAUCGAGGAGCAACGAGAACAGGUCCAGAUACAAUCAGUCAAACGAGUCGAAGCCUCAAAGAAGCGCCGUUCAUCUCUUCUCUCGUGGCUUCGAUUU